Lolium rigidum is the source of this 683-nucleotide messenger RNA. Its product is annotated as probable E3 ubiquitin-protein ligase ATL44. Lineage: Eukaryota; Viridiplantae; Streptophyta; Magnoliopsida; Poales; Poaceae. Bases 87 to 683 code for a protein of 198 amino acids. The transcript has a single exon. The record is from RefSeq and is a predicted model, not a curated record.
UCUCCCACUACACACACUGGACCUAAACAGGCCCCUCUCAGCUGCCGCACUGCUCCCAUCUUGUCCCACCGAGAACCAAGGAGAAAAUGCCGCGUCAUCUGCUGCAGGAGUCCGUCGACCGCCUGGCCGCGAUGGCCGAGCCACCAGCGUCGGCGGCCGGCGGUGCUGGGGGGAUGCACAGGGACACGUUCCUCAUCAUGGCGGCGAUGCUCUGCUUCCUCCUCUGCGUCGUCGGGCUGGCUCUCGUCGCGCGGUGGUCCAGGCUUUGCAACCCCUCCGCCUUCUCCGUCGACGCGCCGGGGGCAAUGCCGCCGUGCAAGGGGAUCAAGAAGAAGGCGCUGCAGUCGCUGCCCACCGUGUCGUGGAGGCCUGAACAGAGGAAUAAGGACGAGGAGGAUGGCGAGGUGCCGGAGUGCGCCAUCUGCCUGGCCGAGUUUGCGCAUGGCGACGAGGUGCGCGUGCUCCCGACGUGCGGCCACGGCUUCCACGCCGCCUGCGUCGACGUCUGGCUCCUCUCCAGCUCCACCUGCCCCUCCUGCCGCCGCGCCCUCGUCGUCGCAGUGCAGCCAGCCACCGAUCCUCCGACGACGACCACGUGCUGUGAGCGGCCCGAUGUCCACGCGCAGGGCUCGGCCACCGGCGCCGGCGCAGGCGCAGGCCGUUGCCGGCCGUCGGCACAGUAG